Trichosurus vulpecula (common brushtail) is the source of this 5810-nucleotide messenger RNA. Its product is annotated as zinc finger protein 665-like. The transcript is spliced from 5 exons. Gene Ontology annotation, biological process: regulation of DNA-templated transcription. The coding region runs from base 242 to 3364 and encodes 1040 amino acids. Lineage: Eukaryota; Metazoa; Chordata; Mammalia; Diprotodontia; Phalangeridae. The record is from RefSeq and is a predicted model, not a curated record.
CCGCGGACGGAGGUCGGGUUAGUGAGCGCGAGAGCCCGGCAGGCCUGGGCACGGCGCGUAGUGUGCGGGUGCGUGUGCAAGAGACUGAGGGUGUGUGCCCUGGGGAGGGGCUUGAGUGCCAGCCUCCUGCCUAGGAAGAGAAAGGAAAGACAUCUACCCCUCCGUGAUCCUUGUCUUCUUCCCAGCCCAGCCUGUGGAGGAUCAAGGCCUGGCCCAAGCAGGGAGCCUGGAGGCAGAGAAAAUGGCCUCUGGGACCCAGAGACCCCCAGCCCAGGAGUUGGUGACAUUCCAGGAUGUGGCUGUAGACUUCACCCAGGAGGAGUGGGGCCUCUUGGACCAUUCUCAGAAAGAGCUGUACAAGAAGGUCAUGCUGGAGAAUGUCCAGAACCUGCUGUCCCUGGGUCUUCCAGUUCUUAGAAAAGAUCUUAUCUCCCCUUUUCAUCAAGGGGAAGCUCCAGGGAUGCUAGAGCAAAAAGGCCUAAGGAAGUCCUGGCCAGAGACCAAGUUUGAAGUGAAUGAGAGAAAUACAAAACUCAGAAUUUUUAUGGAAGAAUCUGGCCAGCAAAGAUUCAUGAAUUAUGGUCCAUGUGACUUCAAUUUGAGAGAAAUCUACAACUCUAAUAUGAAAGUGGAUAAAAAUCCUAAGAGUCACUGUGAAGUUGAUGAAAUUGGAAAGAAAGUCAGACAGUCUUCCGUCCUAAAUAACUGUAAGAAGAUGACCUCAGUGAAUGACUAUCUUCAGGAUAGUGAAUAUAGCAAAUGCUUUCCUGAACAAGUAGAGCCUUUUCAGCCCCACAAGAAGUCUCCUGAAAUGCAAAUGUAUCAAGGUAAUCAACAGGAAAUGGCCAUUAGCUGGAGUUCUGAUGUCAUUAGGUGUCAGAAAAAUAGUGGAGAAAUGCUUUAUGUAAGUAAUAAAGGUGGAAAGGUCUUCAAGCAAAACUCUAACCUUGUGAUUCAUCAGAAACUUCACACUAUGAAGGAGUCCGAUAAAUAUAAUGAAUGUGAAACAACCUUAUCUCAUCACUCAUCUCUUCCUUACCAUCCUAGAUUUCAUACUGGAAUGAGAACAUAUGUAUGUAAUCAGUGUGGGAGGGCGUUUGAUUGGAACUCAGAUCUUAUUAAACAUCAGAAUAUUCAUACUGGAGAGAUUUACAAAUGUAAUGAAUGUGGAAAGGGUUUCUGCUACAAAUCACUCCUUAUUGGCCAUCAGAGAAUCCACACUGGGGAGAAACCUUUUGAAUGUAAUCAAUGUAAAAAGGCUUUCAGAAAAAGCUCCAGUCUUACUGCACAUCAGAGAAUCCACACUGGAGAGAAACCUUUUGAAUGUAAUCAAUGUGGAAAGGCUUUUACUCAGAGGUCCCAUUUUGCUACACAUCAGAGAAUCCACACUGGAGAGAGACCUUUUGAAUGUAAUCAAUGUGGAAAGACUUUCAGAUAUAGCUCGAAUAUUCGUAGACAUCAGAGAAUCCACACUGAAGAGAAACAUUAUGAAUGUGAUCAGUGUGGAAAGGUUUUCACAAAGAAUUCCAUUCUUGCCAGACACCAAAGAAUCCAUACUGGAGAGAAACUUUAUGAAUGUGAUCAGUGUGGAAAGGUUUUCACAAAGAGCUCUAGUCUUGCCAGACACAAAAGAAUCCAUACUGAAGAAAAAUAUUUUGAAUGUAAUCAAUUUGGAAAGGCUUUCAGAGUGAGGAGCAGUCUUGCUUCACAUCAGAAUGUCCACACUGAGGAGAAACCCUAUGAAUGUAAUCAACACGGAAAGGCUUUCUCAGGGAACUCCCAUCUUGCUGUACAUCAGAGUGUCCACACUGAGGAGAAACCUUAUGAAUGUAAUCAAUGUGGAAAGACUUUCCAAAAGAACUGCCAACUUGCUGCCCAUCAGAGAGUCCAUACUGUAGAGAAAUCUUAUGAAUGUGAACAAUGUGGAAAGGCUUUCACAAAGAGCUAUCUUGCUGUACAUCAGAGAAUCCACACUGGAGAGAAACCUUUUGAAUGUAACCAAUGUGGAAAGUCUUUUACACAGAGAGCCAAUUUUGUCACACAUCAGAGAAUCCACACCAGGGAGAAACCUUUUGAAUGUAAUAAGUGUGGAAAAGCUUUCUCAUUGAAGGGCAAUCUUGCUGCACAUCAAAGAAUCCACAGUUCAGAGAAAUCUUUUGAAUGUAAUCAGUGUGGAAAGACUUUCCAAAAGAAUUUCCAGCUUGCUGCCCAUCAGAGAAUCCAUACUGUAGAGAAAUCUCAUGAAUGUGAACAAUGUGGAAAGGCUUUCACAAAGAGCUAUCUUGCUGUACAUCAGCGAAUCCACACUGGAGAGAAACCUUUUGAAUGUAAUCAAUGUGGGAGAGCUUUUUUGUUGAAGGGCAAUCUUGUUGCACAUCAGAGAAUCCACACCAGAGAGAAACCUUUUGGAUGUAAUCAGUGUGGAAAGACUUUCACACAGAGCUCCAGUCUUGCUGCACAUCAGAGAAUCCACACUGGAGAGAAGCCUUAUGAAUGUAAUCAGUGUGGAAAAGCUUUCUCAUUGAAGGGCAAUCUUUCUGCACAUCAGAGAACACAUACUGCAGAGAAACAUUUUGAAUGUAAUCAAUGUGGAAAGACUUUCAAAAAGAACUGCCAACUUGCUGCCCAUCAGAGAGUCCAUACUGUAGAGAAAUCUUAUGAAUGUGAACAAUGCGGAAAGGCUUUCACAAAGAGCUAUCUUGCUGUACAUCAGAGAAUCCACACUGGAGAGAAACCUUUUAUAUGCAAUCAGUGUGGAAAGGCUUUUACACAGAGGGCUAAUUUUGUCACACAUCAGAGAAUCCACACCAGAGAGAAACCUUUUGGAUGUAAUCAGUGUGGAAAAGCUUUCUCAUUGAAGGGCAAUCUUGCUGCACAUCAGAGAAUCCACAGUUCAGAGAAACCUUUUGAAUGUAAUCAGUGUGGAAAGACUUUCAGAAAGAGCUAUCUUGCUGUACAUCAGCGAACCCAUAUUAGAGAGAAACCUUUCAAAUGUAAUCAAUGUGGAAAGGCUUUCAGAGUGAGGGGCAAUCUUGCUAAACAUCAGAGAAUCCACACUGGAGAGAAAUCUUAUGAAUGUGAACAGUGUGGAAAGGCUUUCACAAAGAGCUAUCUUCCUGUACAUCAGCGAAUCCACACUGGAGAGAAACCUUUUGAAUGUAAUCAAUGUGGAAAGGCUUUUACACAAAGGGCCAAUUUUGUCACACAUCAGAGAAUCCACACUGGAGAAAAACCUUUUGAAUGUAAUCAAUGUGGAAAGACUUUCACACAGAGCUCCAAUCUUGCUGCACAUCAGAGGAUCCACACUGGAGAGAAACCUAAUGCAUGUCAUAUACAUGAGAGAGCUUUUAGUUACCACUCUUAGUUUAUUUAACUUAGGAGAAUUCACAGUGGAGAGAAAUCUUAGGAACAUAAUCAGUGUGUUGAAGCCUUCACUUCUUAUUUCUCAUCAGAAAAUUAAUAUCAUAUAAAAACAUUAUCACUUACUAAUAAAGGAAGGUGUUAAAUGGAGUUCAGAACUUGUUCAGUAUUAGAAAAUUAAUUCUUAUGAGCAGCUCCAAAAGGAUUCAGUUCAGGCACAGUGCCUCUUUUACUUUAUAUUAGAGGAUUCCAUGGAGAGCAGCCUUAACAGUGUGCAGAGAGGGAAUGUGUUUUCCUCUGAGGAGUGUUACCAGUAGGCAACAAUAUUGAUGCUGGAAUGAUGGCAUAUAAAACCAAUACUUGUGGGAAGGGCUUAACUAGAGCCCAUACUUGACCAUUGGAUAAAUUAUUCUGGAGAUACAACUUGGAUCUUUUUAAUAAGGGAAGGUCUCUAGGUAUAGCACAGACUUCAUUAGACCUCUCAACAAAAGAGACCUCGUUAAAUAGCCCAGAUUUCACACUGCCUAAAACACUAUAAUGAAUUUUUCUCUGAAAUCCUAAUGUUUGUCAUUACUUCUCAAAAUUCAUGGCAUUUACAUGCUAUAAUUUCUUCAGCCAUUCUCCAUUUAAUUGGUGCUUUUGUUCCUGGCCACAAAAAUUCCUCAUAAAAGUAUUUUGGUAACUGUUGGACAUCUGUUUCUGUAAUGUGGUAAGUAGCUAGGUGGUUCAGUGGAUGAAAUGCUGUGGUUGGAGCCACAAGACCUGAAAAUAAUGCAGUUUCGGUCUCUGGCACUAACUGGAUGGAUGUUCCUAGGCAAGUCAUGUAAACCUGUUCCUGCCUGAGUUUUUUCUGUCUGUAGAAUGGGGCCAAUAAGAGCACCUAUUUCCCAGGUUUGAAAUUUGUUAAAUACUUUGCAAGUAUUAAAUCACUAUGGAAAUACUAUUUUUUUUUUGUGAUAAUCAUUCUUUGGAUCCUAAGGCUUAUAGUGAAGUAAGGAAACUAAAACACGGACAAUUUACUGAUUUUUCUUUAAAUUCAAAUUGAUAUUCAGAACAAAGUAGAGGAAGGCACUACCUGUAAUGGAUAGGGCGCUGGGUUUAGAAUCAGGGAAAAUAAGUUCAAAUCCUGACUUGGAUUCUACUAAAAAAUAGGGAUCUUGAGAAACUGAUCAGAUGUGUAAUAUGCAGAAGAAAGUGGGUACAGUAACCUUUGUCUUUAAUCAAUCCAAAGACCUCAAAUGUAGGGCCAGUACUUAAUAACCAUCAUAAAAUGCUGGAAACACUGGAAAUUAGUCUGGCAGAAAAUAGAUAUGUAUCAGUCUCUCACACUAUCAACCAAGAUUAGGUCCCAGUGAAUACAUGAAGAGAUACUGUUUUGGAUAGUGGAAGAGUUCAUCUUCAUGGAAUAGUGAGGAACAUAGAAAAUAAAAUGGGAAAUUUUCUUCACAUUAGAAACAUCUAAAAUUUAAAGAUAAGCUAUUAACUGGGAAACAUUCAUAGCAGGUUUCCCUCACAAGGGCUUCUUGUAUAAGAUAUAUAAAGAAGAGAUGCUGGUUAUAUACAAGAGUAUAAAGAAAGGAUGCAGUAGACAUGGACAAAAAAUUGUGCAGGCAGUUUUGAAAGGGAGAAUUGCAAAUUAUCACUUUCUGUGAAAAAAAAUUCUAUAUAAUGCAGAUCACAAGUAAUUAGAUUUUCAGACUGAUAAAAUGUGAAUCAUAGAUACAGGGAAUUUGCUUUUCUUGAUUGUGUAUUUGUGAUAAGAGCUAUGUGUUUUUUUUUUCACCUGAGAGAGGGGCAGAUUAUUGGGGGAGAAAAUGAAUAUAAUUGAAACAAACUUCAGCAAGAAUUCUCCAAAUCAAUAAUUAGGUAAAUGCAAUUAAAUGAAUUCUCAGGCUCCACCUCACCCCCAGGCAUUUGACAAAGAAAAAAAUUAGAAGAGUUGAAAGAGCUGUGAGAAAAUAAUCACAUUAUUAUGCUGCUAAUAAAGCUAAGUUCUUCCCCGCUCCCCCCCCCCCCCCACAUACACAGGAUCAUAAUAUUGAGUAUACUCUGACUCAGUGAUACUACCAGAGGGUACAUUUCCUUAAAGGAAAAGGAACCAAGUAUACAAAAUUACUGAUACCAGCUCCUUUUGUUAUGUCAAAGAACUGGAAAGUAAGAUAUGAUAUUUCCAUAAUAGGACAACAGCUGAAGAAAUAAUGAAUGUUACGGAGUACUAUGCCACAAAACAGGCAAUUUCACUGAAAACCAGGAAAUUAGCGUGGACUAAUGCAGACUACAGGAAGUAAUUGAUAACAGUAACAACAGGAAGGCCAACAACUUGGCAAUGUCACACCUCUUAUUGAAAUUAUCAACCACUAUGCCAGAAAAUUAUUAGGAUCUCUGCAGCUUGCCUCCUAACCAAGAGGUGAUGGAUACAAGAUAUACAAUAAAAGGUAUAUUUUGUGAAA